AUUCCGUCCAUCAACUGCGCUUGAUUGUACCUCAAACCUGAGACGUUCUCAGUCAACAGAAUUGGAAAGACCGAAAAGAAAGGAAAGAGAUAGCUACGGAAAAUGGCAUCCCGCUGGGCGAACGAUGAGGCCGACGCCGCAGAAGCCGCGCGUCGGAAGAAAGAGAAGGAGCAAAAGAAACGCAUGAAAGAAUUGAAGCAACGGCAACAGGAAGACGCUGCUCAGAGAGAACCCGCAGACAGACCACCGCACAAGAGAAGAAGAUUAUCGUCUUCACCCUCGGAAAAGAAACAGUCAUCCCAGGACUCCUCCUCAGAGCGGCGACUCCUCCGCUUCGACGCCCCAACCUGGGGCCCCUGCCGACACGUGAGCAACUUCGAGACGCUGAACCACAUCGAAGAAGGGACGUAUGGCUGGGUGUCGCGGGCGCGGGAGAUUGGCACGGGCGAAGUCGUCGCGCUCAAGAAGGUCAAGAUGGAUUAUGUGCAUGAUGGGUUUCCGAUCACAGCGCUUAGGGAGGUUGCCAUUUUGCAGAAGGUCAGGGGGCAUGCGAAUGUGGUGGAUUUGAGGGAGGUGGUCAUGGGGGAGGGAUUUGAUGAAGUCGUCCUCGUCAUGGAGUUCCUAGAACACGACCUCAAAACCCUCCAAGAAGAUAUGCCCGAACCGUUCCUUGCCUCCGAAACAAAGACCCUACUCCGUCAACUCGCUUCCGCCGUGGACUUUCUGCAUCAAAACCACAUCAUCCACCGGGACCUGAAAACCUCGAAUAUCCUCCUCUCCAACCGCGGCGCCCUCAAACUCGCCGACUUCGGCAUGGCGCGACUCCUCCCUCCUCCCUCUCCCAACGCCAGCCCCUUAACCCAACUCGUCGUCACCCUCUGGUACCGCGCCCCCGAACUUCUCCUCGGCACCCCCAUCUACGACACCAGCAUCGACAUCUGGUCCCUCGGCUGCAUCUUCGGCGAGCUCCUGCAAAAGGACCCUCUCCUCCCGGGCAAAAACGAAGUCGAUCAGCUCUACAAGAUCUUCUCCCUAUGCGGCCUCCCGACGGAGAAAACCUGGCCCCAAUUCUGGAGACUGCCGAACGCGAAGAGCCUCCGGUUGCCGCGGGAUGCGGGCGCUGGGGGGACGGCUCCCGCCGCUGAUACCGCGGCCUUGCUGCGCAGGAAAUUCCCGAAUAUCCUGACGGCCAAGGGGACGGAUUUGCUCGCCUCGAUGCUGAGCCUGAACCCGGAUCAUAGACCGUCGGCAGCGGAGAUCCUGUCGCAUCCGUACUUCGCUGAGAAUCCGAAACCGAAGCCGCCGGAGCUGUUCCCCACGUUUCCGAGUCGAGCAGGGCAGGAGAGGAGGCGGAGGAAGAGUCCGCAUGCGCCGGUUCGGGGCCAGGGGAAUGCGAGGUUGGAGGGGGCGGGGGAGGUGGAUUUUAGUGGCAUCUUUGCGGGGAGGGAGGAGGAGAUGAAGGGGGCGGGGUUUCAGUUGAGAAUGGGUUGA
This is a messenger RNA of Westerdykella ornata, 1491 nucleotides long. RefSeq names its product kinase-like protein. Gene Ontology annotation, biological process: protein phosphorylation; regulation of mitotic cell cycle. The record is from RefSeq and is a predicted model, not a curated record. Gene Ontology annotation, cellular component: nucleus. The transcript is spliced from 3 exons. The coding region runs from base 103 to 1491 and encodes 462 amino acids. Gene Ontology annotation, molecular function: ATP binding; cyclin-dependent protein serine/threonine kinase activity. Lineage: Eukaryota; Fungi; Ascomycota; Dothideomycetes; Pleosporales; Sporormiaceae.